AUGGAGAAAAGAGUUGCAAUUGUUGGGGCAGGUCUAAGUGGCCUACUUGCCUGCAAAUAUAUUUUAGAGAUUGGUUUACAUCCAAUUGUCUUUGAAGCUGAUGAUGGUAUUGGAGGUCAAUGGAGACAUACUAUUGAAUCAACCAAAAUUCAAAAUCCAAGAAAAGACUUUCAGUUUUCAGAUUUUCCUUGGGAUUCUUCUGUAAAAGAAAAUAAUCCAAGUACUGAAAAAGUUCAAGUUUACAUCAAUUCAUAUGCUCAACAUUUUUCUCUCAUUCCUUAUGUAAGAUUCAAUUCCAAAGUCAUUGAUAUAGAUUAUGUUGGAGAAUCUAAUGAAGAAAUGAUGUCAUGGGGUUUAUGGAGUGGUAAUGGCAGCCCUUUUGGCUCUAAAGGAAUAUGGCAUAUUACUAUUGAAGAUACUAAAAUUUUUAGAACAGAGGUGCAUAAGGCUGAGUUUGUUAUUCUCUGCAUUGGGAAAUUUAGUGGUUUGUCAAACAUUCCUGAGUUUCCUUUUGGUAAAGGGCCAGAAGUUUUUAAAGGUAAAGUUAUGCAUUCUAUGGAUUACGCCGCUUUGGACAAUAAGACUGCUGCUGAAUUGAUCAAAAACAAGAGAGUUACUGUAAUUGGCUCAAGAAAAUCUGCUCAUGAUUUAGCUACUGAAUGUGCCGUAAAAAAUGGUGUCACACAUCCUUGCACAAUGAUCUUGAGAAAUGUACAUUGGUUUAUUCCAAAUUUCAAGAUUUGGGGUUUUAAUCUUGCAUUCUUAUAUUUCAACCGUUUCUCUGAGCUUUUUGUUCACAAGCCUGGAGAACACUUUCUUCUUAGCCUUUUGGCCACUCUACUUUCACCAUUGAGAUGGGGAAUUAGCAAACUUGUUGAAACAUACUUAAAAUGGAAUCUACCAUUGAAGAAGUAUGGACUAUUACCAAAUCAUAGUUUUCAUCAAGAUAUGUAUAAAUGUUCAUUUGGGGUGCUCCCUGAAUUAUUCUAUGAUAAAGUGAAAGAAGGAUCACUCGUGAUAAAGAAAUCACAAAAUUUUAGCUUCUCCAAAGAAGGUUUGAUCAUUGAUGGAGAAACUAAGCCACUAGAAACAGAUGUAGUUAUUUUUGCCACAGGAUUUAAUGGUAACCAAAAACUUAGAAACAUAUUCAAAUCUCCAAUAUUCCAAAAUUAUAUUAAUGGCUCAACAAACGCAAAUGUUCCACUUUACAGGCAAAUAAUUCAUCCUCGAAUCCCACAAUUGGCAAUUAUAGGAUAUGGUCAGGCCUUAUCACAUAUCUAUUCUAAUGAAAUAAAAUGCCAAUGGCUAGCACAAUUUUUAGAUGGUAACAUUAAAUUGCCCAAUAUAAAAGAGAUGGAAAAGGAACCCAAAUUAUGGGAAGAUACUUUGAAGAAAUAUGAUAGUAAUUGGAAAUCAUGCAUUGUUACUUGUGCGAUAUGGUAUAAUGAUCAAUUGUGCAAAGACAUGAAAUGUAACCAUCUAAGGAAGAAGGGUCUUCUUAAGGAGGUAUUUGAGCCAUAUGGUCCCACUGAUUAUAGUGGUCUUGUGCACAAAUGA
This is a messenger RNA of Trifolium pratense (red clover), 1557 nucleotides long. Its product is annotated as probable flavin-containing monooxygenase 1. The record is from RefSeq and is a predicted model, not a curated record. The coding region runs from base 1 to 1557 and encodes 518 amino acids. Gene Ontology annotation, molecular function: NADP binding; flavin adenine dinucleotide binding; N,N-dimethylaniline monooxygenase activity. Lineage: Eukaryota; Viridiplantae; Streptophyta; Magnoliopsida; Fabales; Fabaceae. The transcript is spliced from 5 exons.